This is a messenger RNA of Sorghum bicolor (sorghum), 1768 nucleotides long. Its product is annotated as serine carboxypeptidase-like 51. Gene Ontology annotation, biological process: proteolysis. Bases 113 to 1507 code for a protein of 464 amino acids. The transcript is spliced from 13 exons. The record is from RefSeq and is a predicted model, not a curated record. Lineage: Eukaryota; Viridiplantae; Streptophyta; Magnoliopsida; Poales; Poaceae. Gene Ontology annotation, molecular function: serine-type carboxypeptidase activity.
CAGCUCUCGCCUCUCGGCCACAGCGCGCGCGGCUCACACUGGCACCCAGAAGACCACGGCCUCCAUCGUGCAGCAUCAUCACUCGCGUCUAGCUUGGAGCUUGGAGGAGGACAUGGACAGGUCGCGCUACUGCUCUCCGCUUCCCCUGCACCUCCUCCUCCUCGGCCUCAUCUCGCUCCUCCACGCCUGCUCCGCCGCGUCCGUCACCGCCGGCACCCCCGACGGCUCCGAGCUGUGGGGGUACGUCGAGGUCCGGCCAAAGGCGCACCUGUUCUGGUGGUACUACAAGAGCCCGGCGCAGAGGACGCCGUCCAAGCCAUGGCCAACAGUCCUCUGGCUGCAGGGCGGCCCGGGCGCGUCCGGCGUCGGGCUCGGCAACUUCCUGGAGGUCGGGCCGCUGGACGUCGACCUGAAGCCGCGCAACUCGACGUGGCUCCACAAGGCAGACCUCAUCUUUGUGGACAACCCGGUGGGCACAGGGUACAGCUACGUGGAGGACGACAGUCUGUUGGUGACCAGCGACUGGCAGCAGGCGGAGGACAUGACCACGGUGGUCAGGGCGCUGGUGAAGGAGGUGCCCACCCUGGCGACCAGCCCGCUGUUCCUGGUCGCCGAGUCCUACGGCGGCAAGUACGCCGCCACGCUCGGCGUGUCCGUCGCCAGGGCCGUCCGCGCCGGCGAGCUCAACAUCACGCUCGGAGGUGUGGCGCUUGGAGAUAGCUGGAUCUCGCCGGAGGAUUUCAUGCUCUCCUACACACCGCUGCUCCUGAGCGUGUCGAGGCUGGACGACAACGCCGGCGACGAAGCAAACAAGAAGGCGGAGACAGUGAAGGAGCAGAUCGUGGCGGGGCAGUGGGCCGCCUCGCACAAGUCCUGGGUCAGCCUGCUAGAUUUCAUCGACGACAAGAGCGGCAACGUCGAUGUGUACAAUUUCAUGCUUGACUCCGGCAUGGACCCGGUGGCACUCGACAUACCUUUGGGUUCAUCACUGACGAGCAGCUUGCAUGCCACGAAGUACUCGACGUCCCAUCGCGGCCAGGACUCCCAACCUGACUCCAACACCAUUGACAGCAUCAUGAAUGGGGUCAUCAAGCAAAAGCUCAAGAUAAUCCCCAAGAACUUCACGUGGGGGCAGCAAUCCGACUCGGUCUACCACGCGCUGGUCAACGAUUUCAUGAAACCAAGAAUCGAUGAGAUUGAUGAGCUGCUGUCUUAUGGCGUUAAUGUGACGGUGUACAAUGGCCAGCUCGACGUAAUCUGCUCGACCAACGGUGCAGAAGCAUGGGUUCAGAAGCUCAAAUGGGAUGGUCUGAAGAGUUUUCUGAACCUGCCAAGGCAGCCUCUGUACUGUGGCGGUGGCGCCAGCAAAGGAACCAAGGCCUUCGUCAGGUCCUACAAGAACCUGCAUUUCUACUGGAUUCUUGGAGCUGGGCAUUAUGUGCCUGCAGACCAGCCCUGUAUCGCGCUAAGCAUGAUCAGCAGCAUAACCCAGUCACCAGCAAGCUAGUAGUUGAUUUGCCAAGAGCAAAGGAGGGCUUCAAGCAGCAAGCACAAGGUCCCGGAGGACCAUUCAGCGUUCUUGAAGCGUGGGAUAGAUUGAAUACGUGAAAGGCCAUGCAGUUGGCGAUGCCAUUUUUAUAUAGGAAAAAAUCCGUUUAAAACAGAGCACUGAUUUGAUAAGAAAGAGGUUGUAUCAUCUCAUAUUACAAAAUUUUGUGCAGAGGCUGGAACUUUUUUUUAAUAAUGGAAAGAUAUAUGGCUUCAUAUA